Molecule: messenger RNA, 1335 nt
Organism: Suricata suricatta (meerkat)
Lineage: Eukaryota; Metazoa; Chordata; Mammalia; Carnivora; Herpestidae
Gene: JCHAIN
Product: joining chain of multimeric IgA and IgM
Exons: 4
Coding region: 91-567 (158 amino acids)
Biological process (GO): humoral immune response
Cellular component (GO): pentameric IgM immunoglobulin complex
Molecular function (GO): immunoglobulin receptor binding
Source: RefSeq, a predicted model, not a curated record
CAGAAGCACCAUCAUUUGCACCCUCCUUAUAGAUCACACACCUUAACCCUGACAUUUUAGCUUCAGUUUUUCUAAAGAAGUGAAGCCAAGAUGAAGAACCAUUUGCUUUUCUGGGGAGUCCUAGCCAUUUUUGUUAAGGCUGUUCUUGUGACAGCCCAAGAUGAAGAUGAAACGACUGUUCUUGCUGACAACAAAUGUCAGUGUGUCCGUAUUACUUCCAGGAUCGUUCCUUCUGCUGAAGAUCCUAAUGAAGACAUUGUGGAGAGAAACAUCAGAAUUAUUGUUCCUCUGAACAACCGGGAGAAUAUCUCUGAUCCCACCUCUCCAGUGAGAACUGAAUUUGUGUACCAUUUGUCCAACAUCUGUAAAAAGUGCGAUCCUGUGGAAGUGGAGCUAGGUGAUCAGAUAGUCAUGGCCAGCCAGAGCAACAACUGUGACGAAGACGAUGAGGUCUGCUACACUUAUGACAGAAACAAGUGCUACACAAAUCGGGUCCCCUUUACCUAUGGCGGUGUGACCAGGAUGGUGGAGACAGCCCUGACCCCGGAUUCCUGCUACGCCGACUAACUGAAGUCACUGCUGGCUGCAUAGCUCCUUAUCUUAAAAGGCUCUUCCUUUCGAGGCAGUAUAUUUACCACCAAUGAAUUUGAAACAAUGGUUUUUUUCUUAAUGUAAAAGUAACCCCCCAAAUUGAAAUGGUAGUGUUAUUAUUUUUACUGAAAUUACUUUUCAACUGUACGUUCUCACGCUAAGUAUUGAAACCCCUCAUCAUCCUUGCCCGAAGGGGCAGAUGCCCCAAAGAAUAUAAUUUCUAGAAUUUAAAAUUAACAAGGGGAGAAAAUAAAACUCAAAGAGUAAAAAUCAGAAAAAACAAUUAAAUUUCAACUUUCUUUUUCUUUCUUUCUUUUUAUUUUUUUUUUGGCAUUGCCUUGGAGAGCCAGAGCUUUUGCACCUUCCAUACUAUUCUUUUCUUAAAAAGUAUCACUGUUUAGAGAACAUUUAUAUGUAAACAUAGAUCAGUUAUAUGUCUUCACUAGAAAAAUCAUAAUUGGAAGACAUGUUUUGAAAAUAUUUGUAAUAGAAAUUUAAAAUGGGAUCUUCAUUUAUGGAACUAAAGAGCCAAACAUGACAUAAUUAAAUGCAUUUUUGAAAAAUAUAUUUUAACAUAGCAUAGAUUUGGUGGCAGAUGAUACAGACUUUUUUUUUGAUAAUCAGGAUAGUGUAAGAAAUUCCUAUUGGAAAUCAUGUAUGUUGUAACUGAAUCUGGUAAACUAUGUGUUCCAAAAUAUGUAUUCUCUAGCACAGUUUGAAUAAUUAAAUAAAUUCAUGAGCAUA